GGCUCUUGGGCCCAUAAGAAACCGGUGAAUGAGCAGCUGGCCCUUGCUGAAACUUGCUGGAGGUCUUUGGCUUCGCCCUUUCCUCCUCGUCGAUCCGCGGGCGAGCCAAGCUGGUGGAGGAUGAGGUCGUCCUGUGUUCUGCUCACCGCCCUGGUGGCCCUGGUCGCCUAUUACGUCUACAUCCCCCUGCCCGGCUCCGUGUCGGAUCCCUGGAAGCUGAUGCUGCUGGACGCGACUUUCCGGAGCGCACAGCAAGUGAGCAACCUGAUACACUACCUGGGACUGAGCCAUCACCUGCUUGCUCUGAAUUUUAUCAUCGUUUCUUUCGGCAAGAAAAGCGCGUGGUCAACUGCUGAGGUGAAGGUGACUGAUACUGACUUUGACGGCGUGGAAGUCAGAGUGUUUGAAGGUUCCCCAAAACCCGAAGAGCCACUGAAACGCAGCAUUGUUUAUAUCCAUGGAGGAGGCUGGGCUUUGGCAAGUGCAAAAAUCAGGUACUAUGAUGAACUAUGUACAACAAUGGCUGAGGAAUUGAAUGCUGUCAUUGUCUCCAUUGAAUACAGGUUAGUUCCAAAGGUUUAUUUUCCUGCACAAGUUCAUGAUGUUGUACGAGCCACGAAGUAUUUCCUGCGGCCAGAAAUCUUACAGAAGUAUUCAGUUGACCCAAGCAGAAUUGGCAUCUCUGGUGACAGUGCUGGGGGAAAUCUGGCUGCUGCCCUGGGCCAGCAGUUUAAUCAAGAUGCCAACCUCAAAAACAAGCUCAAGCUGCAAGCUUUAAUUUAUCCAGUUCUUCAAGCUUUAGAUUUUAACACACCAUCUUAUCAGCAAAAUGCGAACACCCCAAUCCUGCCCCGGUAUGUCAUGGUCAAGUACUGGAUGGACUACUUCAGUGGCAGCUAUGACUUUAUCCAGGGAAUGAUAGUUAACAAUCACACUUCACUUGAUGUGGAAGAGGCUGCUGCACUCCGGGCGCGUCUGAACUGGACAUCUCUCUUGCCAGCAUCCAUCACAAAGAACUAUAAGCCUGUCAUGCAGACCACUGGCAAUGCCAGGAUCAUUAAGGAGAUUCCUCAACUGCUGGAUGCCCGUUCUGCCCCGCUCAUCGCUGACCAGGAAGUCCUGCAGCACCUCCCAAAGACCUACAUUCUGACGUGUGAGCAUGACGUCCUAAGAGAUGAUGGAAUCAUGUAUGCAAAGCGUUUGGAGAGUGCAGGCGUGGAGGUGACCCUUGAUCAUUUUGAGGACGGUUUCCAUGGCUGUAUUAUUUUCACCAGCUGGCCCACCAACUUCUCAGUGGGAAUCCGGACUAGGAAUAGUUACAUCAAGUGGCUGGAUCAAAACCUGUAAAGAAAUAAAAUUUCUAGAAUGCUUGAGCUCCUCCUGACCUCCUGUACAUGCUUUGGAAAAACAUGCACUUUUUAUUCAACUAAUUUCCUCUUGUUACUCGUGAAUCUCUAUUCCCUGUAAACUUUGUGUUAAUUUAAUUUUUUAAAAAGUGAUUUGACUAACAAGUGCAAAAACAACUGAAUCUGGUUCUCAAAAUGGACCAGGGCCUGUCUCUCUGUUCUACUCAUUGUAACCGAACUACUUCUAAUCCCCACAACUGCAGACAGCAAGACUAGGAACUGGGAAUAGCUUUGGGUCCUGCCUUCAACAAGAGUUUCUUUUCAGAAGAAAUUCAGCAGCCGAUGAGAUAGUGACUUUAAUGAGCUAAGAAAAGUUGAGCUCCCCUUCAACUCUCUAGAGUUUAUUUUGGGUUCAGAGCAUUGAUAAACGUGUGCACUUUAAAGGUCAAUACUCUUUCCUCUAUGGGUGGAUGGUUUUGUGGGGAUUUCAACAAAAGCACUCUGACAAGGACAAGUUUCUCAAGACUUUCUUCCUUAGAGUGUUAAUUUUAUGAGAUAGUUAUCCGGCAGUCCAGUUGGAUUAUGAUGAUACUUGAAAGUUCCUUUCUACCACUAUUAUUAGAAAAUACGUCAUUGCAUGCACUGGAAAUCUGUACAUUAAGUUUUUUUAGUUAUGUUCUCUCUUUGUGGGGAGAUCUUUGGGAGCAAAUUUGUUUAGAUUUAAAAUAAAUUUUCCAUUACUAAACAGGUAAAAACAGACAAAUGAACCAGGUUAUUGUUUCAUAAAGAUUACUCCUGAUAUAAAUUACCAAGAGCAGUGUGUAUAUAUUUGGUAUAGUCAGAAAAGAAGAUGCAUUUAAUAUUAUUUUAAAAUUAUGAAAAAUACCUUCAGAGGGUCUAGUUUAUUCUUAAACCUAAACUUUUUCACUUACAUGACUUUAAAAUGGGGCUAUUUUGGUAUAUAUAAUGUAUGGUUUAUUUUUUAAAGUUAUUUAAUGUUAAUAUAUGUAGCUAGAAAGGUUUUUCAGAAUAAUGUCUGUAAUGAAUAUUAAAAAUAAUAUUUUUAGAAAACUACCAUAGGGUCUAAAAAACUACCUUAGAAUCAUAUCCUCCUGUAAUUUUAUGGACAGAGAUAAAAUAACUGUUAGUGCUACUAUAUAUACUAGGCUACAUAUUUUGAUGUUUAUAUGUAUACACAAAUUGAAAUAAGUAGAAACCAUGACUGUCCUAGUAAAUUCAUCUAAGCUUAGGCAAGGCAUGUACUGCUCAUUUCUGCUCUCUAAAGGUCAGAAGAACACUAGAUCAUAUCCUUCUGGGAAAAGGGCAUACAGUGUCACCUGGUGCCUUCCCCCUGUGUCUCCUUCUGGCCAGGUGGCAAAGUUACAACAGCCCAACUUUCACUUCAUGUGAAGCCUUCACUGCCAGUGAGAACCUGCUUGGCAUAGCAAGGAACUUCAAUUUGGUUUGAGUAUCUCUGCCCUCCUCCUGCCACUCUUCUGCCCCCACCCAGGCUACGUUUGGGGAUCAUAGAGAGCAGCACUACGGCCAAGGGAUGAUACAACAGACUCAUCUGUGGGGAGAAAGUAGCACUUUUUCACUCAUUCAGAAGAUGACAUUUCCCCACUUCUGGAAUUGAAAUGAAUGAAAAUUUGCACACUUAUUUUUCAUUUAUUAUUGUGUAAGCCAGUAGUAUUUUAUGUACAGUGUGUGUGCCUGAGUGCAUAUUAAAACAAUCAUGUGAAUUUACUUGCUAAUGUGUUCAGGCAAGUCAUUUACCACCUCUUGUCUUCUUUUCCCUUUCUGCGAAAAUCAGAGAAUGGAAUUACUUAUCGCUGAGGCCUCUUUCCACUCUAAAUCCCACUAGUUUGUUAAACAGGACAAUUAUAUUGACCUUUCCUACAGUGAAUUUUUUUCCCACAUACACAGAGACAUUCAUCAUCAAAGUAUUUUUCUUAAAAAACUGGAAUUUUAAUUCUUGCUCUGAUAACUACCUCCCUCAUUUAAUAUCAUUCUUUUUGACACCACUUAAAGGAAUCAGUUUUUGGACCUUAUUUGAAGUUACCUGUCUCUGAGAAAGCAAAUAUCAUAUAUGCAGGGUUGCUUACAAUGACAUUUGCUCCUAGAAUUGUGAGCCAAAUCCUAGAGUAAUUAUAGAUAAUAACAAAUGAUCCCAGGGCUCUAAAGGGCUCUCUCAGAUGAAAAGGACAUAAAAGAAAAAAGGGAUCAACCACUGUUUCUGGUGAAAUACUUGAGUUUCAUUAAAGCUUUUACAGACAUGAAUAAUUAUCUAAUGACUUGCACUGUAUCCCACCUCGGAUCUCUCUAGAAAGAAAUUCCUCUUGGAAUGAUAGCAAUUGGGAAUCAUGAUAUACAAAACCCACUAGAAAUGAGAGGCUAGACCAAAUAAAAAUCUGAGUCCUUUGGGAAGCCUACUGAGUUGAUGUUAAUGGUUAUGUUAAUGGAACAAGUUCAUUUUCUUUAAGUUUUUCUUCAUAUGAAAAAAAGUUUAUGCUCUGCUGGUUGAUUUGAGAUGGGGAAGAGUAUGGCUUUGUUUUCUUUUCCUAUUUUAUGAAAAAGCUGAUUGUCUUUUUGUCAUGUUACUGUUUGUGAAAUAUGAACAUAAAUAUAUGAAGAAACAAUCUUGAAGUACUGCAAAAUAUAGUGAAGUGUAAAUUAGUUUUAGAGUUUUAUCAUUGAUUUGGUAAGCUUUUAAGACUAUUGUAUAAUUAUCUUGGUGGAUAGAAUAUUUUGUGCAUGACCUUUUAACCUUUGACUUUUUGCUGAUUUCCCAUUGCAAAGGGGUAGGCAGAUUUUAUGAAGGAUUUUAGCAAUGUAUUUUAUAAAAUGAAAAUUCAGUGUGGAAACAAGAAAGUAUCUAUUUUGACUCAUGUUUGGAAAUAAAAUGGCUCCAUCUGGGAA
Molecule: messenger RNA, 4265 nt
Organism: Talpa occidentalis (Iberian mole)
Lineage: Eukaryota; Metazoa; Chordata; Mammalia; Eulipotyphla; Talpidae
Gene: NCEH1
Product: neutral cholesterol ester hydrolase 1
Exons: 5
Coding region: 121-1347 (408 amino acids)
Cellular component (GO): membrane
Molecular function (GO): carboxylic ester hydrolase activity
Source: RefSeq, a predicted model, not a curated record